Onychomys torridus (southern grasshopper mouse) is the source of this 2894-nucleotide messenger RNA. RefSeq names its product zinc finger protein 691 (gene Znf691). Gene Ontology annotation, molecular function: RNA polymerase II cis-regulatory region sequence-specific DNA binding; DNA-binding transcription factor activity, RNA polymerase II-specific. The transcript has 3 exons. The record is from RefSeq and is a predicted model, not a curated record. NCBI's taxonomy places the organism in Eukaryota, Metazoa, Chordata, Mammalia, Rodentia, Cricetidae. Gene Ontology annotation, biological process: regulation of transcription by RNA polymerase II. Bases 161 to 1012 code for a protein of 283 amino acids.
CUGUCCCUGACCGAGCUGCGGGAGUGAGGACCUUUAGAAAACGUGAACUAUUAUUGACUCCUGUGCCAUGUGUCAUGUGCAAUGCUGGGCCAUGAAGAAUGGGUACAGAUGUGGCUGAGGCACUGUCUCUUCCCUGGAACAUAACUCUGAGGGUUAAGAGAUGGGCAGUGAGAAGGAGCAGAGUCCAGAAGCACACCUGCCUGAGGAAGGGGAAGGGGGGAAGCCUUGGAGAGUGGACGGCUCGGAGGAUUUCCAGAUCGCAUCUAGGGAGGAACAUGGGCAGGCGAGCCUGUCGAAGGGGCUUCAAGGAACACGCCCAAAAAUGCCAUGGCAGAAAGUCACUGCCCGAGCUGGAGGCCCCAGGAACCCCAUUGCUUUUAAAGGUCCAGAGGCGGAUGAGAAGCCUUUUAUAUGUGUGCAGUGUGGCAAAACCUUCAACAAUACCUCCAACCUGAGAACACACCAGCGGAUCCACACUGGUGAGAAGCCAUACAAGUGUUCAGAGUGUGGCAAGAGCUUCUCCCGAAGCUCCAACCGCAUCCGCCACGAGAGGAUCCACCUGGAAGAGAAGCACUACCAAUGUGCCAAGUGCCAGGAGAGUUUUCGGCGGCGCUCAGACCUCACUACACACCAGCAGGAUCACCUGGGCCAGCGGCCAUACCGCUGUGACAUUUGUGGCAAGAGCUUCAGUCAGAGUGCCACGCUGGCUGUCCAUCACCGAACCCACCUGGAGCCAGCACCUUACAUCUGCUGUGAGUGUGGGAAGAGCUUCAGCAACAGCUCCAGCUUUGGGGUGCACCACCGGACCCACACGGGUGAGAGGCCUUAUGAGUGUAUGGAGUGUGGGCGGACUUUCAGUGACAUCUCCAACUUUGGUGCACACCAGAGAACACACAGAGGGGAGAAGCCGUACCGGUGCACUCAGUGUGGGAAACACUUCUCCCGAAGCUCGAACCUCAUCCGACACCAGAAAACACACCUGGGUGAGCAGGAUGAGAAAGAUUCUAGCUAAAGGGGAGCCCUGCUUUGGAGUGAGGGAGAGCAUGUAGCCCACCUUGAUAGGAGGAGGAGGAGGAGGCCGUUAGCACCUGCUGUGGCACCUGGACUGCAAACCCUUCACUUUGUAGAAUGACCCUCUUUGCCUUUGCAGUCAGGAAAUCCUGCCUCCUCCCAGGCAGUUUCUUGCCUUGAAGAAUCAGAGUGCCCAGUCUUCACUUUACUUUCUCAGGGGUGGACAGAGUGGGAUAGGCUCAGGACAUGCUCUUAUCAUUGGGACAUCAGUCCCUGGCGGAGGGAAGUGCCUGAGAUGGCUUCACCGUCUGCAGGACCUCUAAAGCCACCCAGCUUCAGACACACUGCAGUGGCCUGUGAGUUCCUCCCUUGCUGUGCCUCGUCGCAUGUCAACUUCUGGAGCCCUAGGCCGGGAGGCAUGGCCCUCCUAUUGAAGGGGCCUCUUCUGUCUGAGAAGAAGCUUGUGGUCCUUCAGUAAGAAUGAGAAGGAAGCCUCAGGGAUCCACAAUCCAGGGAGCCUCACACUCCCUGUGUUUGUUACCUACCUUCCUCGCCCCACCUUGCCUCUGUCUCCUUGGUGAUUACCAGUAAAACACUUCAAUGAGAAGAACCUGUGUGCUUAUUCGGAGAUGUGAGGAGCUGGGGAGAUUGUUCCGGGCGGCCUUUCUGCAAAGGAGUUGAGUUCUGAGACAGAGGUGGCUCCUCUGGAAUGAAGAGGACAGCAAGCCGAGCCUCUGGAGCUUUUAGAGAGGAGGGGAGGGAAAUGUUGAACGUCCACUCCAGGCUGUUGCUUGUACACGCCAUUCUUUAUCUCAUCUGGUUGUCACAGAUCCUCAAGGGCAGAGGAGACAAUUGAAAGGGAGUCACCCAGUGUGUGUGGUGGGACCAGUGUAUACGCUGACCUCUGCAGCCAUUCCCCGUGCUUUUCACAUGUGCUGGCCUCCAAAGGAGGCUGGCCUAGAGGUGGGUGCUAGUGUAACCUCUUGAUACAACCUUGACCUCUUUGCCCUUGGAAGUCAGUAACAAGAUGAGGAUCUUUCAAACUUUAGAUUAUUGAUUGAGCACUUUUGUGGCUAGGAAAAAUGACGGUGGCUAAGAAAAUUGGGAAUGGGGUAAGAUGAAAAUUCUUAAAACCCAGGAUGAUGGUGUGCCAUAAACAGUGUAGAUUUGACCCUGGGUAAGACAGUAAGGUUGCCUGGUUUCCUGUCCUCAUUUAGGCCUGGUCGCACAUGGCAGUUUCUCAUAUAGAAAUUUAGUGUUCACCCAGCUCUCCUUUAUCCAAUGCAAGGACCCCUUCCUGUCUUUUCUGUUAAUCUGGGGUCCUGCCUGCUGGGAUGAAGCAUGCUCUUCAUUUGUGCCCAGUUACCAGAAUGUGAUUCCGGUACCAGAGUUGGCAUCAGUAUGGCAUCACUAUGACUUACUCUAGCAGGUGGGGAUCCUGCCACUCAGCCUCACUGGGAUAUACCAGGAACUUUACACUCAUAUGAAGGCACCCUGAGACGUAAAAAUAUAUCCAUAUUUCACAAAAUAGAAACAGGCUGCCAGAGACAGUUGGAAGGAGAAAGCUGACUCCUGUAAGCUUCCUUCUAACCUCAUUCUUACCGUGGCACACGUGUACCCCCCCCCACACACACACACUAAGUAAAUGUAAUUUAAUAAUUUAAACUGUAGCAGACUUCUCAAAUGAUUCCCUUGCAUUUAUAGAGCACUUUACACAGUUUGCAAAGCCCUUGUGUUUCAUUUCCCUCCCCUCCCCUCUCUUCUUCCCUCCUCUCAUCCCUCCCACUUCUCUUGAACUGUGUGACCAGGUUUACCCUAAUUCAAGACAUGUAGCCCAGCAUAUCACACACCUUUAAUCCCAGGAUGUGAGAGUCAGAGGCAGG